UUGUGGCCACAGAGACUGAAACAAAGUUUGACAAAACAUAAACUAGGAAAAAAGAGAAAACCCUCCAUUUCUUUAGGUGUGCACUUAUUAAAACCACAUGUAUCAUCUCUUGUUAGAAUCUCCCCAGGCCCCUCUUUAUCCCCAGUUUAUGUCCCUCUCUUUCUAUAACAACCAGCAACUAAAACAUUAACGUUUGAUAGACAACAUAAAAAUCAAAUAUUCCAUUAUUUUGCACGUAGAUUUAGUGAAGCUGUGUCUUGUUGCGAUGUUUGAUAUCUUUAUUAAAGGAAACUGUACUUGAAUCCUUUUUCUUGUUGCUUGAUUUUGGAGAAAUGAGAGUGAGAGAAAAUUAUGCGUACCCUUUGCGACGCCUGUGAGAGUGCUGCUGCUAUUGUCUUCUGUGCUGCUGAUGAGGCUGCACUUUGCCUUGCCUGCGAUGAGAAGGUCCAUAUGUGCAACAAACUUGCUAGCAGGCAUGUGCGAGUGGGUCUGGCAAAUCCCAGUGACGUUCCUCGCUGUGACAUAUGUGAAAAUGCCCCUGCUUUCUUUUAUUGUGAGACAGAUGGAAGUUCCCUUUGUUUGCAAUGUGAUAUGACUGUUCAUGUUGGAGGUAAAAGGACACAUGGGAGAUAUCUUUUGUUGAGACAAAGAGUUGAGUUUCCAGGGGAUAAACCUCAGCCUGAUGACCUGCAUUCGCAGCCUAUGCAUUCAGGGGAGACAAGGAAAGGACAGAAUCAGCCACCAAAGGCAACAGCAGAAGAGAAGCGACAGAAUCGCCAGGUUUCUCCAGCUCCAAUGUCACUCUCUAAUUCUGAUGGACAUGACAAAGUGGAUAAAAAGAUGAUUGAUUUGAAUAUGAAGCCUCAACGAACUGAUCACGAACAAGCUUCUACUAAUCAGGAACUGUGACAUUAUUAUGUUAAUGGAGUGAUCGCAAAGCUGAAAGCACGGUUCCUAUGCCCUCAGAGAGCUGGACAGGAGCAGGGUUUCUUCUAUGCUUCUCUUACGUAGUAGUUAGCAUGUCAUGUGUCAAUAUUUCAUGUUCUUCUCCCCUGUUUUUCUUUCGACAUGGAUGAUGUGCUUCUAAGGCUUGGGGAAUGUGUUUUCACCAAUAAUGUAGCUUAGCUGUUUAGACUAGCAGUGGACAGUAUCCACAUCUUCAAUUGCAAAGAAAAGGUAUAGAAUCAAGUGCAAUUGGUUGCUUUGUGGUUGUGUUCGAGAUAUUUUUCUUCCCAUGCAUCCCUUAUUUCCAAGUGUCUGAUAUUCGCAGAAGUGGCACUGUAAGAAAUUUCUUUAAAGUCUAGAGAAUUCGGUAUACUAUUUCAGAUUACUGCAA
This is a messenger RNA of Populus nigra (black poplar), 1336 nucleotides long. Its product is annotated as B-box zinc finger protein 18-like. Gene Ontology annotation, biological process: regulation of DNA-templated transcription; photomorphogenesis. Bases 352 to 909 code for a protein of 185 amino acids. NCBI's taxonomy places the organism in Eukaryota, Viridiplantae, Streptophyta, Magnoliopsida, Malpighiales, Salicaceae. The transcript is spliced from 5 exons. The record is from RefSeq and is a predicted model, not a curated record. Gene Ontology annotation, cellular component: nucleus. Gene Ontology annotation, molecular function: zinc ion binding.